Messenger RNA from Xiphias gladius (swordfish), 1178 nucleotides. It is a transcript of the gene trabd, whose product is annotated as TraB domain containing. NCBI's taxonomy places the organism in Eukaryota, Metazoa, Chordata, Actinopteri, Istiophoriformes, Xiphiidae. The transcript is spliced from 10 exons. Bases 99 to 1178 code for a protein of 359 amino acids. The record is from RefSeq and is a predicted model, not a curated record.
GCACCGCUGCUGUCAGUUUCACCCGAGCACUGUGCUGCUGUACUGGCGAAGAGCACACUGACAGACGGGCUGGCUUGCUCACUUUCAGUGCUUCAAACAUGGACCAAGACAACAAUUCAGAGGAUGAGUCAGUCGGCCCAUCAGAAGAGGAUUUGCCAUGCCUGCCUCCAGGGCUCUCUGACGGUGAGGCAAUGGAGCUGCUUUGGCAGUUGCGAGCUCAGCGCCGCCAGUCGUCUCCUGAGCUCCCAGAGACGGUGACCCGUCUUACUGCCCCUGAUGGCAGCCUCCUAUACCUGGUGGGCACUGCGCACUUCAGUGACAGCAGCAAAAAGGACGUGGCCACGACAAUCCGCGCCGUGCAGCCAGACGUGGUGGUGGUGGAGCUAUGCCAGUACAGAGUGUCUAUGUUGAAGAUGGAUGAGAAUACAUUGCUGCGGGAAGCCAAAGACAUCAACCUGGAUAAGGUUCAGCAGGCCAUCAAACAGAAUGGGCUCAUGUCUGGUCUGAUGCAGAUUCUCCUGCUCAAAGUUUCAGCUCACAUCACAGAGCAACUGGGCAUGGCUCCUGGAGGAGAGUUUAGGGAGGCCUUCAAGGAGGCUGGGCGGGUGCCGUUCUGCAAAUUUCACCUCGGGGACAGGCCAAUCCCUGUGACGUUCAAGAGGGCUAUUGCCGCCCUCAGUCUGUGGCAAAAGGCCCGCCUGGCCUGGGGUCUUUGUUUUCUGUCAGACCCAAUCAGUAAAGAGGAUGUAGAGAAGUGCAAGCAGAAGGACCUGCUGGAGCAGACCAUGUCAGAGAUGAUUGGAGAAUUUCCUGCCCUCCACCAGACCAUCGUGGCUGAAAGAGACAUCUACCUCACGCACACGCUCCGCCAGGCUACACGCUGUGUGGAGGCCCCCCCUAAUGCUCAGAAAGUGCCUGCUGUAGUGGUGGGCGUUGUAGGGAUGGGUCAUGUUCCUGGCAUAGAAAGAAACUGGGAGAAGCAGCUUAACAUUAAUGAAAUCAUGAGUGUUGCACCUCCGUCACGUUUCGGCUGGGUGUUGCGCACAGUCAUAAAGGGCGUCAUGAUGGGAAUGCUGGGAUAUGCCUGCUACCGCGCUGGAGGGAGUUUAGGUAGAGCCCUACUGUCUUUACCUGCUGUCCAAUCAGUACUGGAGACUCUUCGGCCACCCCCUGCUUGA